GCUCGUCUUCACGCCCCAGGGUCGGUGCCGGCCCUGCGCAAGCCGAGGGCCUCAGCGCGGCCCGGGCCGCAGGGGGGAUUCUCGCACCGCUCGGGCGGCUACGAGACGGAAUAACUGCAGCGUCUCUGAGUCCCGAGUGUGAAUCUCUGGGAAAGGCGGAAUCUGCGUGGGGGGCUUCCAGAGAUAUCCGACACUCGAUAGAGGUCUUUAGAGAGCCAGCCACCUGGUCUCCUGAUCAUAUUCCUAAAGGAGCAGUGUGAGGAAGACAGAAGUACCCCCUGGACUAGCAAAGCCUCCUGCCCAGCCCUGCUGCCAACAUGCCCAAGAGAAAGGCAAAAGGAGAUGCUAAAGGUGAAAAAACAAAGAUGAAGGAUGAGCCACAGAGGAGAUCAGCAAGAUUGUCUGCUAAACCUGCCCCUCCAAAACCAGAGCCCAGACCAAAAAAAGUCCCUGCAAAGAAGGGAGAGAAGCUGCCCAAAGGGAGAAAGGGAAAAGCGGAUGCUGGCAAGGAUGGGAACAACCCUGCAAAAAACCGAGAUGCCUCUACAGUCCAGUCCCAGAAAGCAGAAGGCACUGGGGAUGCCAAGUGAAAUGUACAUUUUUGAUAGCUCUGUACUUCUAGUGACUCUAUUGUUUGAAAUACUAUUUUGUUAAAUCAAGUUUUAUAAAAAUGUAGAAUUUUGGUUCUUUUUAUAAGUUAUGUUGUUAGCACACAGGAUACUUCAUUAUUGUCUUUUGUGGAAAGGGCAAAUAUCACUAAUAGACUGUGUCUUAGAAA
This is a messenger RNA of Carlito syrichta (Philippine tarsier), 778 nucleotides long. RefSeq names its product high mobility group nucleosomal binding domain 4 (gene HMGN4). Gene Ontology annotation, cellular component: nucleus; chromatin. Lineage: Eukaryota; Metazoa; Chordata; Mammalia; Primates; Tarsiidae. The record is from RefSeq and is a predicted model, not a curated record. The transcript is spliced from 4 exons. Gene Ontology annotation, biological process: chromatin organization. Bases 318 to 590 code for a protein of 90 amino acids. Gene Ontology annotation, molecular function: nucleosomal DNA binding.